UAGAUAUGGAGUUUAUUAGGUCUGUGUGCAUGAAGCAAAAUGAAAACAAGGAGCCUCGGUCGUACCUCUUUGCGUCAGGAAGCCACUGUGUUGAUUAGGAUGCAUUGCGUCGCUCCAGAAAUGGACUCAUAUUUUUCAUAUCACUGGGAGAUCCUUUUAGCUUCUCACUAACAAAACUCUGAAAGGAUACAGACAAUAAAAUUCCACCCACUGUCACAGUACACUGAAUGACCGAAUCUCCACACGGAAAAUAAUGCACUAUCAUAUUAUAUCGGCUGGCUCGGCCUUCCACAGCCUUGAGAGUUAAGUAAGUGUGCAUAUACGACAAGUCAGUAUCAGACAUGAGGAUCAUCCAAAUCCUGUAAAAAUGACUCCUCUUUGAGCAUGACAGACGGUAGCGGUGGUUAAUCUGAGCCCUCGAUGUUUGAUCGGACGGCCUGGAUUCUGAUGAUUCAGAACUUAAGAAGAUUCAUCCACAUGGCUGACUCCACGAGUCCAUGACUGACGUGAGAGCAUGCGUCACUGGCAAGAGGUGACCAAUUUGAUACGCUGUUGCAUCGUCAGCUCAUCAUCUUUCCUUAGGAAGACAUAGCACUAGGUGCUAUAUGUAUACACUACAGUUGCCAUUGCGACCAUCAUCAGAUUGUGCCCACACAUCGUGCUAUCUUGCCGGUGUCACUGUCUUCCCAGUUUGACUGACUCCACCACCAGUGCUUCUGCUACAAUAGCCGAUCAGCCAUGACCUUCACCGGCAGCGGCGAUGGCCAGAGCGGCUCCGCGAGGGCGCACUUUGUGUUGGUACCGAUGUUGGCGCAGGGGCACACAAUCCCCAUGACCGACAUGGCACGCCUGCUGGCAGAGCACGGCGCGCAGGUUAGCUUCAUCACCACACCAGUGAAUGCCUCCAGGUUGGCAGGCUUUGCAGCCGAUGUGGAGGCGGCGGGCCUGGCAGUACGGCUCGUGGAGCUCCAUUUCCCGAGCGCCAAGUUUGGCCUACCGGACGGGUGCGAGAACCUGGACAUGAUCCAAUCCACGGAUCUGCUCUCCAACUUCAUGGAUGCCAUCGCUGCGCUUCAGGAGCCGCUCAAGGCAUACCUCCAUGAGCAGCAGCGCUCGCCUCCGAGCUGCAUCAUAUCUGACCUGAUUCACUGGUGGACUGGUGACAUCGCAAGGGAGCUUGGUAUCCCGAGGCUGACCUUUAGUGGCUUUUGUGGCUUCUCGUCCCUCAUCAGGUACAUCACUUAUCACAACAAUGUAUUUCAAAAUGUCAAAGACGAAAAUGAGCUCAUCACAAUCACAGGGUUCCCUACGCCACUAGAGCUGACAAAGGCUAAAUGCCCUGGAAAUUUUUGUAUUCCUGGUAUGGAGCAAAUCCGUAAGAAGUUCCUUGAAGAGGAGCUGAAAAGUGAUGGUGAGGUAAUUAACAGCUUCCAGGAGCUGGAGACAUUGUACAUUGAAUCCUUUGAGCAGACGACAAAGAAGAAGAUCUGGGCGGUCGGACCAAUGUGCCUCUGCCACCGAGACAACAACACUAUGGCCGCAAGAGGAAACAAGGCGUCAAUGGAUGAAGCACAGUGCUUGCAAUGGCUUGAUUCAAUGAAGCCAGGCUCAGUGGUCUUUGUCAGCUUUGGCAGCCUCGCUUGCACUACACCUCAACAGCUUGUUGAGUUGGGACUGGGACUUGAAACCUCCAGGAAACCGUUUAUUUGGGUGAUCAAAGCAGGAGCUAAGCUUCCAGAAGUUGAGGAAUGGCUGGCAGACGAGUUCGAGGAGCGUGUCAAAAAUAGAGGCAUGGUCAUAAGGGGUUGGGCACCACAGCUCAUGAUCCUGCAGCACCAAGCCGUUGGAGGAUUCAUGACGCACUGCGGGUGGAACUCAACAAUAGAGGGCAUCUGUGCAGGUGUGCCCAUGAUCACAUGGCCACACUUUGGGGAGCAGUUUUUGAAUGAGAAGCUGCUGGUGGAUGUGCUGAAAAUCGGGAUGGAGGUUGGAGUGAAAGGAGUUACACAGUGGGGAAGUGAAAACCAGGAGGUUAUGGUUACAAGAGAUGAGGUGCAGAAAGCUGUGAACACCCUGAUGGAUGAGGGGGCGGCUGCAGAAGAGAUGAGGGUGAGAGCAAAAGACUGCGCCAUUAAGGCAAGGAGGGCUUUCGAUGAGGGAGGUUCUUCGAAUGACAACAUAAGGCUAUUAAUUCAAGAAAUGGAAAUCAAGACGAAUGCAUGUGGUUCAGUGGUUGAUACAGAUGGUAAUAAGCUCUCUUUUUUGGUGUAAACAUAAAGUAAAAGAGCCUAUAGCAUAUUUAUCGUUAUAAAGGAUUUCUUUUACAAAUAACCGGUAGCCUGUAUCAGGAUCACUGUCUAUUCUGUUGCGCAGGUUUCAUAUUUUUUUGGGAAAGGGGAUAUCCCCGGCCUCUGCAUCAUACUGAUCCACACAGCCAUAUUUAUUAAAAACAAUUCAGAAGUUCAGUAGUUUCAUAAUGAUUACACGGUCUGCUUCUCCGAAUGGCAUGCUCUCCUUUUCAUUUUGCUACCACUUACUCAUCAGAGUUGAUAAGAGUUCAGAAAGGAGAAAAAAUGAAAUAAAAUGUAUGCACAUUAUCAAACUGGGACUAAAAGCAAGCGAUGAUUCAAGGUGAAUAAUCCAAAGGAAGAUAAGGAAGUGAAACCCACAUAAAGCACAUAUGAAUUUAGAAACUUAUGUUUGACUUAGCAGUGUGACAAACAUGAAAUCUCAAGGAUCCCUCCAUACUAAAAAGAGGUUCAAGGUUACCUAAAAUAAGGCUGUCUUGUACUGUUUACAUGAGAAGUAAAUGAAGGAUCAAACUCAAGACUAGUGAGCAAAUCUAUUGUUUUAAACGUGCUGGUUGAUGCUCCUAGUUGCCAAAAUCAAUCUAAUCCUGCACUUAAGUCUUCUAAACAGAUAAAAGUAUGUACUCAGUAAAAAGAGCCUAUAGUACAAAUAACCUGUUGUCAUUAGAAAGAGCCUAUAUAUCAUUGGAACUAAUUUUAUUUUACAAAUAACCCGUUGCUUGUAUUAGGCUCGCUGGUGGGGCCGUGAUUGUUUAGAGAUUAAGCGAGGGUCCAAAUGACAGCGAUAUCAGUUGUCUACGCUGUUGUGCAGGUUUCAUGGCAGUCAACAUAAUGAUUACACAGUCUUCUUCUGCAGAUGUUAUCCUCUCCUUUUCAUUUUGCUACCACUUGCUCAUCAGAGUUAAAUAAGGGUUCGGAAAGGAGAAGAAAAUGAAAUAAACUGUAUGCACAUUAUCAAACUGAAACUGAAAGUAAGAGAUGAUUUGAGGUGAAUAAUUCAAAGGAAGAGAAGGAAAUGGAACCCACAUAACGUGCAUUUGACAUUAAAAUCUUAUGUUUGACUUAGUGGUGUGGCAAACAUGAAAUUUCAAGGAUCUCUCCAUACAAAAAGAGAUAAGGAUCACCUAAAACAAGGUUGUCUUGUACAGUACCGUUUAUAUGACAAGUGGCUAAAGGGUCAAAGCUCAAGACCAGUGAGCAAAUCUAUUGUUUUGAACGUGCUGCUGACGCUCCUGGUUGCCAAAAUCAAUCUAAACCUGCACUUUUCGUCUUCUAAACGGAUAGAAGUAUGUAGGAGUAUUUAUCUAGCAACUGGGGGCACAAACAGGAUUGAAUAAGUUCAAAGAAACCAUGGUGUAAUAAUAAAAGCAUAUAAACAGAUGGCUGUUUCAUAGGAAGUGUACAGAUUUACUGAGCAAUUAUGAACAGGCAUGGUCAAAUGUUUUAUAUUCAAAGUAGGACAGUGUGUUGAGUUCCUUACAAAGUCAAAUAUGAACUAGGCAGUGGGAAAGAUGUAAACUGGAGGAAAUAGACCAAACCUGGUUUCACUAUGCACCGAUGAGCCAUGACUGUCACUUCAUCUGGAGCAUUCUGUAAAACAUAUGGAUAGCCUCCUCACCGUGAGGACCAGAGGGCUUUGGCAAGUGGGCGUCGAGCUCUAGCCCAAACUUAGCCACCACGUGCACGUGAACGGCGUCGCCGACAGCCGGCUCCACGGCGCGCGCCAACCCGCCGCAUUGAGCAACGGCGGGAACGUGUACGCGUCGGGCCUGGCUCCGCGCGCCAGGAUGCCCACGUACACCCGCAGCAGCAUCCUCGGCGCCAGCAGCCACCGCCGCGAGGCGCCCCGGCGAGGAAUUUCAUCGAACGGGCGACGGGCGCACCGCAGGCCCCCGCAGCAUGCGCUUGCUAGCCUUCCGCACGCGCUCCUCGCCGCGAGAUUGUCGCCGAGUGAUGCGCAGGGAACGGGUCAGCAGAGGAGUCCGGGCGGUGGCGCUCGGCUUUUGGUCGCGGCAAGCAGGCUCGCAUUCGUCCUCUGUUUUCCCUUCUUCUGUUUGGAAGGUCUGAUGAGAUCGGGAAUCCUGAAGAUGGUGAAGUUUUACUCCCUCCGUCUAGUAGGGCGUCUCCAACAAAAACAUAAAAACUGAUCCGCACAUUAAAUUUCAGGUUUUUUUAGCGCCAGAUAGCUCCAUCACAAGCUGUAAAAUAGUGCACAAGCUAAAAAGCGCUAUCAGAAGCUGCAAAUUUGGGACGUCGGAUUGCGCGCGCUUUACAAUUUACACUGCGUGUUUUUUGGACGCGCGUUUUUUAACAUCUACUAAAUCAAUGUUUGACCCGGCGCACUAAAAAUGCUACAGUGAUUUUAGUGCGCGAAAUUUUUAUGCGCCUAAUGAAGAUGCUCGACGGAGGAAGUAUUCUUCAAGAAAAAAAAUCAUUGGAUAGAUUUCAGACAUCAUCGAGCGUAUCCGAUCCAAGCCAUAUAACCAUUCAGCCUUGACAUCUCUCAAAGUUUGUCAUAAAAUGGCUAUGGCUAGUACAGUACUAUUUUCACUACGACGUAUAUAUGACUAAUAUAAAAACUACAUUCUAGGUAAAUGUAUAGGAGCAUCCAACUAUCGCGCACACCUCUUCAACUCGAUCUUCGAUGUAGAAAGGAAAAGAAAACACUCAAUCCGUCAAGUACCGGGGCCUCCAACCACCGCGCAUGAUGCAGCGAGGUCUCUACUCGCCGAUACGGCUUCGCACACCACCGCAAGGUAUGCAGUAGCUACAGCGAGAGUCUCGUGAUAAUCGAUUGAUAUGAUUCUCUAUAUUGCGAAGUCUCCAACUCAAUCAAUAGUGUACCAAGUAUGGGGGUCUUCUACGCUACCGUGCACGAUCGCAGGGUCUUCUACUCGCACAUACACUUCUCCGACCAUCGAGCACCACUGUCAAGUACGUACAAGCUACAGCGAGCAAACAUGAAAUACCCUACACCCACCAAACUUAGUGUACACAAAUUAACCAGCACCCUUGGAUCUAACCCACUUAAUUGUAUCUAAGAGUCUGUAUUACUUCGGUGGUCUGCCAUCAAAACGAAUGGACGAGAUUAAAUGUUU
Molecule: messenger RNA, 5407 nt
Organism: Aegilops tauschii subsp. strangulata
Lineage: Eukaryota; Viridiplantae; Streptophyta; Magnoliopsida; Poales; Poaceae
Product: UDP-glycosyltransferase 73D1
Molecular function (GO): UDP-glucosyltransferase activity
Source: RefSeq, a predicted model, not a curated record